Messenger RNA from Ruditapes philippinarum (Manila clam), 813 nucleotides. RefSeq lists its product as uncharacterized. NCBI's taxonomy places the organism in Eukaryota, Metazoa, Mollusca, Bivalvia, Venerida, Veneridae. The record is from RefSeq and is a predicted model, not a curated record. The coding region runs from base 1 to 813 and encodes 270 amino acids. The transcript is spliced from 2 exons.
AUGUCAACAAAAUGCAGUGAAAGGAAACAUUGUAUGCAUAUUAUUUGUUCAGACGUCCUGUGUUUGUGUAUUUUCGUAAGAAGGCGUACAGUGUACACAUUCAACAAGAUCUGUUUGAGGAGACAGUACGCUCGACUUAUCAAAUACUGGACGCAGGUAUGGGUGACAAAACUAUUGAGAAAAUUCAAAUAUGAUAUAAAAUUUUGUACCAGUAUCAAGAAAGCACACAAAGUUCAGCAUAUUGCACCACAUAGCAAUUUUAACACUGAUUGGUUUUAUGUGAACACCGGACUUAAACAGGGUUGUUCUUUGUCACCUUUACUAUUCAACCUGUAUAUUAAUGAUUUGGCCUUGAAAUUGAAAGCCACAGGCAGUGGGGUUGAUAUUGAUGGUGAAAACAUACCAAUCCUGUUAUAUGCCGAUGAUAUUGUACUUGUAGCAGAAAGUGAGAAUGAUCUUCAAAGUAUGUUAAAUGUUCUUCAUAAUUGGCGUAUUACAAACCAUAUGAAUGUUCACCCACUAAAAUCUAGCAUUCUUCACUUUAGAAAUCCAUCUUUAACUUGUUCAGAUUAUGUAUUUAAAAUAGGAGAUACAACUUUAAACUAUGUUACACAGUACAAAUAUCUCAGUCUUGUUUUGGCCGAACACCUUGACUAUUCUAUCACAGCUAAAACUGUUGCUCAGGCUGCUCAUAGAGCAUUAGGAAUGUUAAGUGCUAAAACUAGAGCUUUUGGAGGUAUUCCUUAUGAAGCAUAUACAAAAAUGUACGAAGCUACUGUUGAUCCAGUUAUCACAUACGCAUCGUCUGUUUGA